This is a messenger RNA of Orycteropus afer afer, 694 nucleotides long. It is a transcript of the gene RPS9, whose product is annotated as ribosomal protein S9. Gene Ontology annotation, molecular function: rRNA binding; structural constituent of ribosome. NCBI's taxonomy places the organism in Eukaryota, Metazoa, Chordata, Mammalia, Tubulidentata, Orycteropodidae. Gene Ontology annotation, biological process: translation; positive regulation of translational fidelity. Gene Ontology annotation, cellular component: cytosolic small ribosomal subunit. The record is from RefSeq and is a predicted model, not a curated record.
UUCUUGCGCAGGCGCAUACGGAUAAGCGGAGCCAGUAUGCCGGUGGCCCGGAGCUGGGUUUGCCGGAAAACCUACGUGACCCCGCGGAGACCGUUUGAGAAGUCUCGUCUCGACCAGGAGCUGAAGCUGAUUGGCGAAUAUGGGCUCCGCAACAAACGUGAGGUCUGGAGGGUCAAGUUCACUCUGGCCAAGAUCCGCAAGGCUGCCCGGGAACUGCUGACGCUGGAUGAGAAGGACCCCCGGCGUCUGUUCGAAGGCAACGCGCUGCUGCGGCGACUGGUCCGUAUCGGGGUGCUGGACGAGGGCAAGAUGAAGCUGGAUUACAUCCUGGGCCUGAAGAUUGAGGAUUUCCUGGAGCGGCGCCUGCAGACGCAGGUCUUCAAGCUGGGCUUGGCCAAGUCCAUCCACCACGCCCGCGUGCUCAUCCGGCAGCGCCACAUCAGGGUCCGCAAGCAGGUGGUCAAUAUCCCGUCCUUCAUCGUGCGCCUGGACUCCCAGAAGCACAUCGACUUCUCCCUCCGCUCUCCCUACGGAGGAGGCCGCCCGGGCCGCGUGAAGAGGAAGAAUGCCAAGAAGGGCCAGGGUGGGGCUGGGGCCGGGGAGGACGAGGAGGAGGAUUAAGCCCACCCUCCCCUCCUGGGUCAGGAGCCUUGUCUAGUUUUCUAACCACAGAAUAAAAGCAGAUCAACACUUU